CACUCUUGGACCAAAAAUCUAUCUUCACUGCAUCAUCAGUUCCAUCGUACAGAGAUAACCUCAUAUCCUUAAUUCUUUCUUUUGAUACAUACCUAUAUAUAAUAUUAUCUGGGAGGAAGGGGUGUAGGGAGAGAAAACAAAUCAUCAAAGAAAUAAACAAGUAUUGAAGUGAAUGAUGAACACGAGCAGCAGUAAUUUGGAAACAAGGCCUUCCUUGCUUCAGGAGCUACGUAGCUUCGAGAAAGGUGGCUUCUUCGACUUCGGCCACCCUCUCCUCAACCGCAUCGCUGAGAGCUUUCUUAAAGCUGCUGGGAUCGGAGCUAUUCAGGCUGUGUCACGUGAGACUUAUUUCACAGCCACUGAAGGGCUUGAUUCAAGAGGUGGCGGUAUCCCGCCGGAAAUCUCAGGCAACAAAAAGCAUCGGUUCCCUGACCUCAGAGGUGAAAACAAUACAAAAUCUCUCGAGGCUAUGGUGAAGCAUACUGGAAAGGAAUCUUUGCAAUGGGGGCUGGCUGCAGGGGUGUAUUCAGGUCUCACAUAUGGACUGACAGAGGCUCGUGGGGCGCAUGAUUGGAAAAACAGUGCAGUUGCCGGAGCGAUUACGGGGGUGGCUCUGGCACUCACAUCGGAGGGGUCGUCCCACGAGCAGAUUGUGCAAGGUGCUAUAACUGGAGCUGCCAUAUCCACUGCUGCAAAUCUUCUCUCGGGAAUAUUUUAGGCUGCUGAUUGGGGCCUAGUCCAGCAGAGAGCUUUUCUUUGAUAAUGUGGAGAUGUGAUUUGCUCCAUCUCUUGUUUAAGAAAACUUCUGGUUAGCAUUUUUGCUUUUGGAUCGGUUAAUCAUCACCAUCAAGAAUUUUCAGGGUCUACUAGACCUUUUUUCCUUGUAUGGUUUUUGCUUAAACUUCACUGGUUUAAUAUCCAGAUGGUUUAGCAUUUGGGCAAUUUGGGUGUGAGCCUUGGAAUUCUGGCUUUUGGAGUAUUGGGUGUGAGCCUUGACAUUUUGGAGUAUUGGGUGUGGAUUUGACAUUUUGGGGGUCUUGGGGUGGUUGUGAAAUCCAAACUUCAAAAUGUUGAAUCUACACUUGAAAUCUCAACGAUGGUCUCUACUGGAAUUCAUCCUUUUUAUAAGUUAAUUUCACUUUUUCAUGAAUAUUAUACUUUUUCAAUUUGGGUUUUA
This is a messenger RNA of Prunus mume (Japanese apricot), 1177 nucleotides long. It is a transcript of the gene ATOEP16-2, whose product is annotated as Mitochondrial import inner membrane translocase subunit Tim17/Tim22/Tim23 family protein. Gene Ontology annotation, molecular function: amino acid transmembrane transporter activity. Gene Ontology annotation, cellular component: chloroplast outer membrane. NCBI's taxonomy places the organism in Eukaryota, Viridiplantae, Streptophyta, Magnoliopsida, Rosales, Rosaceae. The record is from RefSeq and is a predicted model, not a curated record.